Molecule: messenger RNA, 318 nt
Organism: Aspergillus fumigatus Af293
Lineage: Eukaryota; Fungi; Ascomycota; Eurotiomycetes; Eurotiales; Aspergillaceae
Exons: 2
Coding region: 1-318 (105 amino acids)
Source: RefSeq, a predicted model, not a curated record
AUGCUCUGGCUUGUGCCCAAUCAUCGCGUGCAGUCGAAUCGCGCGCCAAAAGGGACGGUUCCAACACUGACCCUUGAAGAAUCAAUCAAUCAACGACAGUCAACCAGUCACUGGAAUCCAGCGUUUGAGAUGAUCCUCGAUUUUAUUCGAUCCGCUCCUGUCCUCUUGUCCCCCAUCAAGGUCGGGAUGACAGGCCAGGUUUUCCUAGUGGCUUACCAGUUAUCCCUGUGGAUGCUCCUGCUGGCUGAAAUGUCUGUCCUUGCAGCAGUCCAGCCGCCCUGCACCACCACCUUAAUUGCAAACAUACCGACCCAUUGA